AUCUGGCAGGAGCCGGACCGGGCCACUUCUCCAAUCCAUGGAGAUAAUUAGCAGCUUACUGUCUGUCAAGUGGACCGACCGCAUAACCCGCAUGAGUACAUCGAGUAUAAAACUCGGAAAAGGUGCUCUUCUUAUUCACGGUGCUCUCAACUGAUCAUCCCCUUCAACUAAUGAUCAUCAUCAUUUCAUCAGUUCAAUCAUUCCCAGUUAUAUAUCCUGAUUCCAUUCACGGAAUUCCUAGCGGAGGGUCGAGUCCAUGGAAACGGUGCUGACCACUGUAGGGACAAAGGUCCUAGAAAAUUUAGUGGAUCAGUUGUUGCAGGUCAUUGUUGAUGCCAAGAACAAAGCAGUACCGUACACGGACAUCCUCGAUCGGAUGCAAAAGAGGGUGAUCGCCAUAGCUCCACUUUUCAAGCAGAUUGAGGAACUGAACACCACCCUCAACCGCAGCAAUGAUGAGGUCCAGAAGCUGGUCGACCUCCUUCAGAAUGGCCAAUUCCUGGUGAAGAAGUGCACUGAGAAGGUCCGCUGGUGGAACUGUGGCUUCAAGAGGCCGUCCUAUGCUGGGGAGCUCCUGAAGCUCGAAGAGGAGCUGAAUAGGUACUUCCAGGAAAUUGUGCAGCUGCAGCAGAGAAGGGACCAGAUGGAGAUGUUGGUGAAGAUCAAUCAAAUCCAUGCUACUUUCCCCGAGACAGGGGGAUAUGGUAAGUAUAAUGAAGGCCAGCAAUGUGAGGAAAUGCAGAGAAGGAGUGAAAUGGAGAUGCCGAGGAAGAAAAAUCAAAUCAACUCCACAGUCCAAACGAUGAGGGAUAAUGGUAAGUCCAAUUGUCGGGAAUUAUUAAUUCCACAUGAAAAAAAUGAAAAAACAAAUGAGGGUUCACAUCAGAAUUGGUAUUCAUCAUUUAUCUGUUUAAGUGGAAAUGGGUCUAAGCCCAAUGAAAAUUCAAUAAUGAUAAAGGUUUGGAAUGUGUGAUCCCUCCUCAUUCGAGGAUACGAGUGCACAUAAUGUAACUGGAACUGCGAAAAGGAGGCUGAAUGAAUGCUGAAAGAGGGGAAGGGACAAAAAACAGAGGCUUGCGCCUAACUUCUUAGGGAUAGCAACUCCUGCUUCCUCUCCAUCGCCUAUGAAGAUUAGCAAGCUUUCUAUUGGGCGUUUGCUCUUUAGAGUGUGUGCUUCAGUUAGCAAUCAAAGACUUCGGAGUUUAAGCAAGAAAAAAACUGAAAAUUAUGUGAAUUUUGGAUAAAAUGAAGCAACAAGGAUUUUAAAUAUUCCCACCUUAAGCCUUGAUCAAUUCUCAACAUUUCUUCCCACUUGAUAUGCUGAUUUUCAGAUUUCAUUCACUUGAUAAUAUGCGAAUUUUGGUUUUACAGGUUCCAAGUAAUCUCUAAGUUUGAAUUUUGCUGGGCCAUUUUACGAACCAAAUUUAUUUUGUCACCAUUUCUUGCACGCUGCUGCAUGUGAAGGGAGUAUUCUUCAACACAUAUAACAUCCGAUUUCAAAAGUACGAAGACACAGUGAAUCAAUUGCAACAGUGGAACAGCAUAGCUGUUAAAGAUUAAUCGAUUUCAAAGCUUCGACCAUAGUCACGAAACAAAUGGCUCAACUUCCUCGUUCC
This is a messenger RNA of Punica granatum (pomegranate), 1616 nucleotides long. NCBI's taxonomy places the organism in Eukaryota, Viridiplantae, Streptophyta, Magnoliopsida, Myrtales, Lythraceae. The record is from RefSeq and is a predicted model, not a curated record.